AUGGUCUUUCUAAUUUCAGCACUGGAAAAUUAUUUUUCAUUUAUUGACAAAGUUAAACCAACUACUUUAUUUUAUGGAUUAUUAUCAUUUACUGCGAUUCUCGCUAUUUGGGAACAUUAUCUUUCAUACCGACAAUAUUGUAAUUAUAAACGUCGUCAAAAUGUUCCACCCGAAUUGAAAGAUGUAAUGACAAAUGAACAACUUGAAAAAGCUCGUUCAUAUGCUAUCGAUAAAAUGUAUUUUAGUCAAAUUCGUUCAGUAUUUAAUGAAAUUGAAACAAUAGUUCUAUUAUUAAUUGGUAUUUUACCAUGGGUAUGGUCAUUAUCAGGAAAUAUAUUAUCAAAAUAUAACUAUAAUAAUUAUGAAAUUUUACAAUCAAUUGUCUAUGUUUUUAUUACUAUGAUAUAUUCAAAUGUAACAGGACUUCCAUGGUCAUAUUAUUAUCAUUUUGUUCUCGAAGAAAAACAUGGAUUUAAUAAACAAACACGUGCCUUUUUUAUUAAAGAUACAAUAAAAAAAUUACUUCUUACAUUAGUAUUAACAGUACCAAUUUUAUCUCUUUUACUUAAAAUAAUUCAGAUAGGUGGUGAUUAUUUUUUUGUUUAUGUUUGGCUUUUUAUUACAACGAUGUCAUUAGUUUUUACAUUUAUUUAUCCAAAUUAUAUUGCACCAUUAUUUGAUCGUUAUGAACCAUUACGUGAAGGAGAAUUACGUUCAAGUAUUGAACAACUUGCAGAAAAACUUAAAUUUCCACUUGCAAAAAUCUAUGUUGUUGAAGGUUCGGUACGAUCGGCACAUUCAAAUGCUUAUUUCUAUGGAUUUUUUAAAGCAAAACGUAUUGUUCUAUAUGAUACUCUUAUUAAAGGAUAUAGUACUCAUAAGAAUAAAGAUAAAAUUGAUAUUACUGAUAAAGAAGAUAAAUCAAAUGAAACAAUACAAAAAGAACAUGAUGAAGAAAAUAGUACAUUAAUGCAUCGUAAAAUUAGUGAUAAUAUAAACAAUAUAGUAAAUGAAGAUGAACAACCAGUAAAGAAAAAACUUGAUAAAGGCUGUGAAUCAGAUGAAGUUCUUGCUGUAUUAUGUCAUGAAUUUGGACAUUGGUCAAUGAAUCAUAAUAUUAUCAAUCUUUUAUUUGUUAUAUUUGCUGCUCUUUUUAAACGUCCUGGUCUUUAUGCUGCAUUUGGUUUUACACAGACUCGACCAAUCCUCAUUGGUUUAUUAAUUAUUUUUCAAUAUGUUCUAACAUUUUAUUCUGAAAUUUUUCAAUUUGCUUUAACGGUACUAUCACGUCGUUUUGAAUUUCAAGCUGAUAAUUUUGCAGUUAAACUUAAUCAUGGCGAACCAUUAGGUCGUGCAUUAAUAAAACUUCAAAUGGAUAAUAUGACAUAUCCAUAUUCAGAUUAUCUCUAUGCUACAUAUCAUUACUCACAUCCAACAGUACUUGAACGUAUGAAAGCUAUUAAAACAAUCAAACAAAAUUAA
Messenger RNA from Adineta steineri, 1482 nucleotides. NCBI's taxonomy places the organism in Eukaryota, Metazoa, Rotifera, Eurotatoria, Adinetida, Adinetidae. The record is from the annotation of a GenBank genome assembly.